UUUUACAUAGAACUGGAUAAGAAAAGAGAAGAUAGUGUUGCGUGAGAAACAGAAGCGAGAAAGAAUGGACAAGUAUUUCAAUUCUGCUUAUCGCGGCGACCCAGGCGUGCCCCAUGCCGACCCCCACCGUUUCGUCAACAUUUGGAUCGGAUCCCUUGCCUUUACCGCCAUGAACUGCAUCAAUCCCUACUUCUGGCACACCGGUUCCACCACCUUCAACUGGCAUGAUAGGGUAAUGCUAUUCGAGCAAUAUCACUGGAAAAGGGCGAUGAAGAAGAACCAGCGAUAUGAGUUCAUGUGGAACAAGACAUGGGACAAGGCCCACCGAGAUUCAUACUACUUCAAUUGGCCUGUUUACUUCACUUAGGUCUCUUCCUUUUUUCUCCCCUUGUUGACAUUGUAUUAAUAGUUACUUUGGUUGCAAACCUGGAGAAAAUUGAUGUCCCCUGCCCCUCCUUGUUGUACUCUCGACUAUGGCAUUUUGAAUGUGUGUUUAAACAGUUAUAAGGUUGUGUUUUUUUGUGCUCUGUCUAGUGUCCUCAUGAUGCCAUCGGAUUUCUGAGAUGUUGUGCUUGUUAAAUGGAAAAUUAUAUAAAUUACAGAUUGUUUAGAUGAAA
Molecule: messenger RNA, 617 nt
Organism: Vicia villosa (hairy vetch)
Lineage: Eukaryota; Viridiplantae; Streptophyta; Magnoliopsida; Fabales; Fabaceae
Exons: 3
Coding region: 65-367 (100 amino acids)
Source: RefSeq, a predicted model, not a curated record